This is a messenger RNA of Colletes gigas, 1924 nucleotides long. Its product is annotated as stromal membrane-associated protein 1. Lineage: Eukaryota; Metazoa; Arthropoda; Insecta; Hymenoptera; Colletidae. Bases 131 to 1561 code for a protein of 476 amino acids. The transcript is spliced from 8 exons. The record is from RefSeq and is a predicted model, not a curated record. Gene Ontology annotation, molecular function: metal ion binding; GTPase activator activity.
UUGAACUGUUGGGGGCGUUUGAUGACCGUUGGCGCAUAUACUUGACGGUCUCGUGCGUGUCCAACGUUGCAAUAAGAAAACAUUGAUUUUGAUCUGUGCGUGGUUAGAGAUCCACGGUCGUUGUGCAAAAAUGACGUCCCGUCUGGAGAAGGAACGUGCCAAACAAAUACAAGAGAAGUGUCAAAAUCUUUUGGCACAAAUGCUGCGCGAUGAGGACAGCAAAUAUUGCGUCGAUUGCGACGCGAAAGGACCAAGGUGGGCUAGUUGGAAUCUAGGUGUAUUCCUAUGUAUUCGUUGUGCAGGAAUACAUAGAAAUCUUGGUGUUCACAUCAGCAAAGUCAAGUCUGUUAACUUGGACACAUGGACACCAGAACAAGUAGUGAGUCUACAGCAAAUGGGUAAUUCCAGAGCAAGAGCAGUGUAUGAAGCAAAUCUUCCAGAUAAUUUCCUAAGACCUCAAACAGACUGUAGCCUUGAAAGUUUUAUUCGUGCAAAAUAUGAGCAUAAAAGGUACAUAGCUAGAGAAUGGGUGCCGCUACCUUUACCAAAGGUAAAUUGGGAUAAAGAACUUGACGAAGAAGCUGAAAGACAACGUAGACGAAAAAAGGAAAAUUCGAAAACCACUAAUAAUCAAUCUAUACUUCCACCUGUAAAAAAGCCAGAAGUAGUGCCUCAAUUACCGAAACCUAAAAGCUCUGUCAGUCCUAAACUUAAUAGAGCAAAUAACACUACAACUUUAGACUUAUUGGGCUUAGAUGCUCCAGCUGCAAAUCAAUCAAAUAUAAAUGGUAGCGGAGAUGAUAUAUUUUCUUCCUUUUUAUCCGCGUCUCCGGUUUUGGUAGGUUCAACUGGUAGUUGUACUUCUAGCACGACUACGAACACAUCGACAAGUAGCGGUAAAAGCGAGGAGGAAAGUUUUUUUGAUCAACCAGCACCAUCGCCUCAAGAAAAGAGUAAAAUGUCCAAAGACAGUAUUUUGGCAUUGUAUGGUACACAGGGGCAUCAACAAUCGGCAAUUUAUGGAGUACCUGGAGGAAUGUACGCUCAACAAUCUACUGUCCAAUACAAACAAGUACCAAAUAUGGUAACGUUUGGUCAUCAAAGUAGUUUUUCGAAUCAGCAAAGUUCCUUGACUCAACUAAAUCAAUUACCUGUAAAUCAGAAUCAAAUGGCAGUGAAUCCUAAUUCGUUAGGACCAGUGGCUACAAGUUCUUUAGGCAGUUGCUUACACGUAGGCCAGAUAAGUCAAAUGAACGGUGCACCUAAUCCUGCUAUUGCAAUGCAAUCCCAAAUGAUGAUGCAAUUAGCGCAGCCUAAUAUUAGUAGUAAUAAUGGAUGGAGCGGGAUGUUAACGCAAAAUCUUCAACCAGCUCCCGGUAGUAAUCCAUUUUUCAACUUAACGUCUCAACAGCAGCCACAAUCUACUGCCUUUGGCGCACAGUUACCGCAACAAAUAUCGCAACUAUCUUUAGGUGGUGCGAAUUUCUCAAACGCGCCAGGAAAGGCUACUACUAAUACUGCCCUUCCCGGGCAAACGCUUUCCACCAAUUUGUGGCAAUAAAAGUCUUACGGGUAUUGUUAGUUGAUUGAUUAUUCCAUUGAGUGUUGUACACUAGUGUCGAAUGUUCGUUAUCCACCAUGAUUACAUUUCCAUAUUAGUUUGGAAAUCGCUCUGGAAUAUAACACAACUAAGACACAAAAAAUAAAAGUAUUCGAUUCGCUGCCAUUUACGAAUAGCAAUUCGUAAAUGUGUACAGUAAUUCGAGCCAGAAAAUAUUUUUCUUCUAAAGCUUCGCUAGCUUUCAACAUUAUUGUUGGAAAGGUGGGAACUAUAAAUAAAAAUGAAUUUUUGACUGACUGUAAAGAGUUAUUCGUGACGUGCAGUAUAGAUGUACUUAAGAACAUAAUUGCAUUAUUUACAAAA